This is a messenger RNA of Macroventuria anomochaeta, 1499 nucleotides long. RefSeq lists its product as uncharacterized. The transcript has 2 exons. The coding region runs from base 193 to 1398 and encodes 401 amino acids. The record is from RefSeq and is a predicted model, not a curated record. Lineage: Eukaryota; Fungi; Ascomycota; Dothideomycetes; Pleosporales; Didymellaceae.
UGGGUGCUUCGAGUGUGCAGAUCGAGGUGAUCCGUGGAAGGUGCCGCUGGUCGAUCUGAGAUUAUCAGAUCGUCAGUGGUGUGAGGGUAUGCGGGUGUGCGGGUGAGUUCCGCAAUCUCUGCGAGUCAGAAUAUUCUCGAGCAAAUUCACCAUUUCGAACUUUAUUUUUGAACGUUUGCUCCCUUCGGCACGAUGACCGAAUCCAUCGCCAACCAAGACAACUCAGACCCAGUCGCCUACACGUGCACAUGUCCGGCACAGACUGAGGGUGGGCAAGUGUUGCUAUUCUACCGCUACUGGGCCAAUACACCUGCCUUGCCUCCUGAGCAUGCAUCCAAAAUCCACAACCCUCAGGCCCUCACCGACUUUCACAGGCAGCUUGUAUCCGAACUGCAAACAGGAGGAAAAAUUCGCAUCGCGAUUGAAGGGUUCAACAUCACGGUCGGUGGGACAAGAUCUGCGAUCGAGGGGUACAUCGAAGCAUGCUGCGCACACUGGUCAUUCGCGGGCAUCGAUCUUAUCACUCCCUCAGCGCGCGAUGCGUACUUCAAACCCACACCAGGCUGCGCAUGUGCGUUCAACGGCAAAGCGUCUGUCAGAGUGACAGCUGAAAUAACGCCAUUGGGAGUCACUAACUACGCGCCCUCAUCAUGGUCAAAUGUUAUUUCCCUGCCGCCCGCAGAGUUUCAUGACCUCCUCAAGAAGGGGGAUAUACCGCUGAUUGAUGUGCGAAAUCACUAUGAGAGCCGUAUUGGGUAUUUCGUCACUGGUGACGGGACCGUGGCUGUGAGACCUGCGGUGCGAAGGUUCAGUCAGUGGCCUGGGUAUGUUGUGAGGCAUGUCCUGGGCAAUGAUGUUUACAAGAAGCCUCAUGGGGUAGCGACAUAUUGCACCGGCGGUAUACGGUGCGAGAAAGGCGCGCGCUGGAUGCAAGAAGCCUUGGUGAGGGAAGGAGGGUGUAGUGAUGCGCCGGUGUACACGCUACAUGGCGGCAUUGUCGCGUAUCAGGCUUGGAUGCAAGAGGAGAUCAGUGCAGGGAGAAAUAUCCCCGAGGACAGCUUCUUCAAAGGGAGCAACUACGUUUUCGAUGCAAGAGGAGCCAUUGGUGCUCAAGAGGCGGUCUCAGCAUGUCACAGCUGCGGAAAACCGGAGGCUCGCCUCGGUAAAUGUGAGGUGCCUGGAUGCCACUUGGUGCUUAUUGUUUGCGAACUAUGUGAGCGGAGAGGUGGCAUAUGCUGCUGUGAAGACUGUCGCCAGGUCAACUUGGAACAGCAAGGCACAGCGUCAAAAAGCAGACGUAUGUGCAGAUGCGAGAAUGACCGAGAAAGGUCACUCUGGGGCGAUGGAGGAGCCGGGCUCGGUAAGGGCAAACGACGGUUAAAGACAGCUGCGCGAUAACACAAUGACAAGACGCCAACGAAUGAACUGGAGUCGGGCCCCCCUAGGACCUAAUUCAUGCGUUCGAUAGGCCCAGGGUUCAUCGUAAACAUACAUUCGCC